CUUGGCUCUUCAUUCCUCCUGGGUCUCUGGGUACCUGAGCUGACGGUACCUUGGUAACCACUGCUGUGCUCGAGGUCAAGAUGAAGGUAGACGUCGCUGUUGCUUGCCUGUCGAUCGUCGGCUCCAGCCUUGCGAGCCGAGACGCUUUCUAUGGCAAGCACCUCAAGAAUGUCCCGAAACGAUUUGCGCCGGCAGAGCCGCGUGCUGAGGUUCGCGACGAAUCCACCUUCCGAUUUCUGACGAACAAUACACAAAAGUACAAGGUCGACUCGCUGCCCGACGUGCCGUUUGAUGUCGGCGAAUUGUACUCUGGACUCGUUCCGAUCAACAACACCAACACCAGCAAUGCUUUGUUCUUCAUCUAUCAGCCGACGACUGGACCGCCUGUAGACGAGGUCACUGUAUAUCUUAAUGGUGGGCCUGGCUGGUCCAGUUUCGAAUCCUUCUUCCAGGAAACCGGCCGCAUCACGUGGCAAGCUGGAACGUUUGAGCCCGUCAUCAACCCGUAUUCUUGGGUCAAUCUCACCAACAUGCUGUACGUCGAUCAGCCCAUUGGGACAGGAUUCUCCAUCGGCACUCCGACGGCCACGAACGAAGUCGAGAGCGCACAGCAGUUCAUUCAAUUCUUCAAGAACUUUGAGCAGAUCUUUGGAAUCAAGAAUUACAAGAUCUACAUGACGGGUGAAUCUUAUGCUGGCCGCUACGUUCCGUACAUUUCAGCUGCGAUGCUGGAUGCAAAUGAUACCGAGUACUACAAUUUGUCGGGAGCGCUCGUGUACGAUCCCUGCAUCGGAAAUUGGGAUUAUGUCCAACAGGAGAUUCCUCUCGUCCCCUUUGUGCAAUCGAAUCUGAACGUCAUGGGCUUCAAUUCCACCUUCAUGGCUCAUACAGAAUCCCUCUUCGAGUCUUGCGGCUACAAAGACUACAUCGAGAAGUACCUCGUCUACCCCUCGGCCGGACAGCAGCCCGCAGUCUUCUACAACUCUUCCGAAGGUCGCAACGCCACUUGUGACGUCUGGGACAUGUUUGAUCAGGCGGCAUUCGCCGUCAAUCCUUGCUUUGAUGUGUACGAUGUCUCGAAUGCUUGUCCUCUACUCUGGGACGUGCUCGGUCACCAAACGCAGUUUAAUUAUAUUCCGGCGGGUGCUCAGGUGUAUCCAAACAGGACAGAUGUGAAAACCGCGAUGCAUGCACCGGAUAUCAACUGGUAUCUGGAUCAGAAUAUGGUUCCUGUCUUUGUGGCAGACAACGGGGAAGGCGGGCCAGAAAUGCAAGGCGACACCUCGCCCGAUCCCAUCCAGCAUGUCCUUCCACAAGUGAUUGAGGCCACAAAUCGAGUUCUGAUCGCCAACGGCGACUUGGACAUGGUCAUCAUCACAAACGGGACUCUCAUGUCAAUUCAAAAUAUGACAUGGAACGGCAAGAUGGGCUUCGAAAGCAAGCCCAGUGCCGAGCUCAUCGUCGACAUUCCAGACUUGCAAUACCAACAAUGGUUCAACGGCACCUACCUUCAAGGCUGGGAUGGUCCUCAAGGCGUUGUAGGCACCUAUCACUACGAGCGUGGGCUGAUGUGGGCGGAGACGUUCCUGAGUGCACACACGCAGCCUGCGUCGCAGCCCAGAGCGUCGUACAAGCAUUUGCAGUGGCUGUUGGGGCGUAUUGAUAGUCUGUGAGAGUGCGGAGGUCUUGGAUACCUACGUACUGCUCUGUGGUUCGCGUGGGGCUGUGUUGGGUAUAGGUGAUUUUAGAGAAUGGUCACGUGAUAUUACGUAAUGUCAUGAGGCAUCAACCUAAUGCAUAC
Messenger RNA from Neohortaea acidophila, 1801 nucleotides. RefSeq names its product serine carboxypeptidase. Lineage: Eukaryota; Fungi; Ascomycota; Dothideomycetes; Mycosphaerellales; Teratosphaeriaceae. The transcript is spliced from 8 exons. Gene Ontology annotation, biological process: proteolysis. Gene Ontology annotation, molecular function: serine-type carboxypeptidase activity. The record is from RefSeq and is a predicted model, not a curated record. The coding region runs from base 81 to 1673 and encodes 530 amino acids.